This is a messenger RNA of Zasmidium cellare ATCC 36951, 1173 nucleotides long. RefSeq lists its product as uncharacterized. The transcript is spliced from 4 exons. Lineage: Eukaryota; Fungi; Ascomycota; Dothideomycetes; Mycosphaerellales; Mycosphaerellaceae. Gene Ontology annotation, molecular function: O-methyltransferase activity. The record is from RefSeq and is a predicted model, not a curated record. The coding region runs from base 1 to 1173 and encodes 390 amino acids.
AUGGGCUCCAAUGCGGACCUGGCAGCGAAAUUUGAGAGUGUCUCUAACGAGGCUGUCAAAGCCUUGAAGGGAAGUAAUAGUGCUGAGAGGGAAGAGGUGCUGCGAGAAGGGAGACGGCUGGUUCAGCAGCUGCAAACACCAGCUGAUUAUGCCUUGCGGAUGGUCUGGGCGCCAGUCGAACUCUCGGCAGCGGCGGCAGCAUGCGAAAUGGGCAUCUUCGCAUCGUUAGCUCAAGGCGACAAACCCAUGACAACUGCAGAGAUCGCUCGCUCAUCCGAAGGAGGCGACGUCUUACUCGUCCAACGCAUCGUCCAAGCCCUCGCAGCACACGGCCUCAUCGACCAGACCGACGAGCAACACUACCUCGCCAACGACAUCACGCGAGACUUCACCACCCCCGGCCGACACGGCAGCGCCAUGACGCAGAUGUUCUCCAUGCGAGCGUACUCCGCCCUGCCAUGGUUUCUUCGCAAGAAUGGUUAUAAAAGCCCAGCGAGCGUGAAGGAAUGCUGCUGGCAGGAGGUGUACGAAGGCGAUGGGACGAUCUGGGAGUGGAUGAAGGAGAACCCGGAGAUGGGGAAGUAUUUCAAUGAUUAUAUGGCUGCUGCGAGGCCGUAUACGAGUAGUGCGCUUGUGGAGGAGUUUCCUUUUGAGAAGUUGUUUGAGGGGUCGACGGGGGAGGAGAUUGUUUUUGUUGAUGUAGGUGGUGGUCAUGGACAUCAGGCUUUGAGUCUGAGAAAAUCCUUUCCGCCGGAACGUGGACGGAUGAUAUUGCAGGAUUUGCCGCAGGUGGCCGAGGGCAAGAGCCUAGAGGGUGUGGAGGUCAUGGUGCAUGACAUGUUCAAGGAGCAGCCUAUCAAAGGCGCAAGAGCGUACUACUUCCGCGGCGUCCUCCACGACCACGACGACCCGGUCUGCCAAGACUUCCUCAAACAAAUCGUCAAAGUGAUGGGCCCAGAUUCUCGCCUUCUCGUCCACGACGCUAUCAUUGAGGACUUCAUGCCGUCUAUACAAUCCGUCAGGCAGGAUCUCGGUUUGAUGUGCCUGUUUGCGGGGAGAGAGAGGACGAAAGCUCAGAUGAAGGCUUUGUUGGAGAGUGUGGGUUUGACGGUUGUGGCGACGUAUAAGGCUGGGCCUGAGAAGUGGUCGGUUACGGAGGCGAGGCUGUCUUGA